This is a messenger RNA of Marmota monax (woodchuck), 1851 nucleotides long. RefSeq names its product mitochondrial chaperone BCS1 (gene Bcs1l). Gene Ontology annotation, cellular component: mitochondrial inner membrane. The coding region runs from base 536 to 1792 and encodes 418 amino acids. NCBI's taxonomy places the organism in Eukaryota, Metazoa, Chordata, Mammalia, Rodentia, Sciuridae. The record is from RefSeq and is a predicted model, not a curated record. Gene Ontology annotation, molecular function: ATP binding; ATP hydrolysis activity. Gene Ontology annotation, biological process: mitochondrial respiratory chain complex III assembly; protein insertion into mitochondrial inner membrane from matrix. The transcript is spliced from 8 exons.
GUCUGGACCGCGAGAGAGGAGAGCUUUGUUUAUGAUCUUCCAUGGGUGUUUUGGAAUUCUGGAUCCCAUUCUGAGCCUCAACCGAGGUCCCUGCUGUCAAUUCGCUGCUCUGCGUGCCAGGGGCAGGGCAAAGUGGCAGGAAUGGAGUGAGGUGGGGUGUCGGAAGAGUGCUAAAAACUAUUUGGCUUCCCAUUCCUCAUGAUUUUUUCCCGGCGCUGAUAAUUGAACCCAGGGGCACUUUACCACUGAGCUAUAUCCCCAGCCCUUUUGAUUUUUUGAGACAGGGUUCUCCACCAGUUGCUUAGGAUCUCCAUAAGUUGCUGAGGCUGGCCUUGAACUUGAGAUCCUCCUGCCUUAUCUUGCCCAGUCGCUAGAAUUACAGGUGUGCGCCACCACUGCCGGCUUCAUGAUCUUAUUAUCUACAAUUAGACCUAGUCAAAUCUUAUUAAGUUGAAUUUGGGAAAGACUCCAUGGGCGAAAUAGCAGCUUUCAAUAGGGCCUGAGAGCCUGUAGACUUCUUUGUUUCCCAUUCAAGAUGCCACUUUCAGACUUUGUUCUGGCCCUGAAGGACAAUCCCUACUUUGGGGCUGGAUUUGGCCUGGUUGGUGUGGGCACAGCCCUAGCCCUGGCCCGAAAGGGUGCCCAAUUGGGCCUGGUGGCAUUCCGGCGCCAUUACAUGAUCACACUGGAAGUCCCUGCUCGAGACAGGAGCUAUGCUUGGUUGCUUAGCUGGCUUACCCGCCACAGUACCCGUACUCAGCACCUCAGCGUGGAAACUUCAUACCUUCAGCACGAGAGUGGUCGGAUCUCCACCAAGUUUGAAUUUGUUCCCAGCCCUGGAAACCACUUUAUCUGGUAUCAGGGCAAAUGGAUCCAGGUAAAACGAAGUCGAGAAAUGCAGAUGAUAGACUUGCAGACCGGGACUCCUUGGGAAUCUGUCACCUUCACAGCUUUGGGCACUGACCGCAAGAUUUUCUUCAACAUCCUGGAGGAAGCUCGAGAGCUAGCCUUGCAACAGGAGGAAGGAAAGACCGUGAUGUACACAGCUGUGGGCUCUGAAUGGCGCCCCUUUGGCUAUCCACGCCGCCGCCGGCCACUGAAUUCUGUGGUUCUACAGCAUGGUCUGGCUGACCGAAUUGUCAGAGACAUCCGGGAAUUCAUUGAUAACCCCAAGUGGUACAUUGACAGAGGUAUUCCCUAUAGACGUGGCUACCUGCUUUAUGGACCCCCUGGUUGUGGAAAGAGCAGUUUUAUCACAGCCCUGGCUGGGGAACUGGAACAUAGCAUCUGCCUGCUGAGUCUCACAGACUCUAGCCUCUCUGAUGACCGGCUCAAUUACCUGCUGAGUGUGGCUCCACAGCAAAGUCUGGUGCUCCUGGAGGAUGUGGAUGCUGCUUUUCUCAGUCGAGACUUGGCUGCAGAGAACCCUGUGAAGUACCAAGGUCUAGGUCGUCUUACCUUCAGUGGAUUGCUCAAUGCCUUGGAUGGAGUGGCUUCCACUGAGGCACGCAUUGUGUUCAUGACCACCAACCAUGUUGAUAGGCUGGACCCUGCCCUGAUACGCCCUGGGAGAGUAGAUCUGAAGGAGUACGUGGGCUACUGUUCACACUGGCAGCUGAUCCAGAUGUUCCAGAGGUUCUAUCCAGGGCAAGCACCUUCUUUAGCUGAAACCUUUGCAGAUCAUGUCCUUCAAGCUACAACCCAGAUCAGUCCAGCCCAAGUGCAGGGCUACUUCAUGUUGUAUAAAAAUGACCCCACAGGGGCAAUUCAGAAUACCGAGUCUCUGAGGUAAUCAGCCAGGCUGUGCUGGGCUCUCCUCCUAGAGGAAAUCAAUAAACACUUGCCAUACUA